Molecule: messenger RNA, 1037 nt
Organism: Passer montanus (Eurasian tree sparrow)
Lineage: Eukaryota; Metazoa; Chordata; Aves; Passeriformes; Passeridae
Product: formin-like protein 20
Exons: 3
Coding region: 1-969 (322 amino acids)
Source: RefSeq, a predicted model, not a curated record
AUGCCCGGGCAGGGCGCGGAGCCGCCGCUGCCCCGCCGCACCGCGGCCGGACCGCCCCCGCCCGCCCCCAGCCCCGGCAGCGGGGCAGGAACGGAACGGGAACGGCAGGAGGAGGAGGAGGAGAGGGGGGGGCGUGACAAGUUGUGCCAAACUUCGGGAGGUGUGCGAGCGGCCGAGCUGGGCUGCCGGCCGGCCCCGCCGCCUCCCCCGGCCCGCCGGCGCGCCCCCCGCCCGCCCCGGGCAGCGGCAGCGACAAAGUUAGAACAGCGCACCUACCCGCUGUCUCGGGGAGGGGGCUGCGCGGGGAGUCCCCCCGGCUCGGCGGGGCUGCCUCACACCGUCCCCGACCUCCUCCCGCCGGUAAGUGACGCGCCCGCCGCCCCCGCGCACGGCCACCAUCCUCAUCCUCGUCCUCAUCCUCAUCCUCGCUGCCCGCCGAGCGGGCGGGGCGGGGCUGUCCGCCGCCACGGCCGGCGGCUCAAAGCGGCGGCACCGAGCCCUCCCCGCCUGCUCCGCCCGGGAACUUCUUCCCCGAGCGGGGCUGCCGCGGGCACGCCGCUGCCGAGGUGUCCCUUCCCGAGGAGCGCUGCCCCCGCCCGCCCUUCCGCGGAGAGUAAACACGCCGGGAGCUGCGUGUCCGUGUCCGUGAGCGUGUCCGUGAGCUGGCACCUCCCGCACGGCCAGCCCGUGUCACCGCACCGCAUCCCCAGGAGCCGCGGCAGAGGCAGAAGUUUGGGCUGCCCGCCCCUCCGCGCUCUCCGCAGCGCCGAAGAUGAGGUGAGGAGCCCAUGGGCCACGGCUGAGCACCAGACAGCCCCAGGACGUGCUGGGAUACAGGGAGAGCUCCUGGCAGGGACACCUGAGGUUCAGCUCCUGCUGGCACCAGCUCAGGGCCCUGUGCAGAAGAGUCAAAGCAGGAAAGAAGGCCAGAAGAGAAGAUGGCCAGCCACGAGGAUGAAACCAAAAUAGAAGCAAGAAGUUAAGUGGCACACUGGGACACUCAGAAAAUUAUCUAUUAGACAAAAAAAUUUUUUUUA